Molecule: messenger RNA, 1032 nt
Organism: Durusdinium trenchii
Lineage: Eukaryota; Dinophyceae; Suessiales; Symbiodiniaceae
Source: the annotation of a GenBank genome assembly
AUGUGUUUCAGUGACAAUUCUUUGACCUAUAUGGAGAUUUGUGGCACCAACGUGUUUGACGGCGAGCGCAAGAGUUUUGGGACAGGUGAGUGCGAUGCUCGAAAUGGUGGUGCUGUCAUUGAGGGUGAGGGUGACACCUACAAGCUUGCAGGAGCUACUCUAAAAGGAUUUGUGAAUGAAAACGUGUUUCACGUUGAACCAACGUAUCGCUUCGCAGCUUUCCAAAGCUUCCAGCGAGAAUCUUUUGCGAAAAGCGCCGUGAGAUCAGGCGAUAUACUCAAAGCAAAAGAUGGCCUGGAGUCUCCCAACAACAUGUACAGGUUCAAGGUCCAGGAGGAUGCCAACCUGGUCAUCUAUGAUGUCUAUGACAAUGUCAAGUGGGCCAGGUCAGAUGUGGCGCCGGAGGACUGUGCUGACCCCUCUACGCUGCAGCUUCGGCUUGAGAAUGGUGGAAAUUUGGUCCUGUUCUGCGGUGAUCUCAUUAAGUGGGAGAGCGGAACGGGAAUCCCAAGAGACAUAUGCCGCAUAGUUGCCAUGCAGAAUGAUGGCCAACUGGCGAUGUACAACGUUGCUGGCCAGCAGUCUGGUGUUUGGUCCAGCGGAGACUCCAUUCCAGUUGGAUUUGGACCAAGCAACUUGACCAGCCCUCACAGCUUGCAACUUGGACAGCGCCUGGUGCAAGGCUACUACGGAGGCAGUUCCUCCUUCGUGUUGUCCAUCGAAUCUGGAAGACCUGUGGUGAACAAGUGGCAAGACAAAGCAAUUUGGACUGCGCCUGCCAGCUGCGAGGCAACCGACAAUGCAGCGUACCUCCAUCUGCAAGAGGACGGCGACCUCGUUUUGUAUUGCGAUGAAGCCCACAUCAGGGUCGGAUGGGCCACCAACACUGCAGACCCCUCUCUCGAGCAGCUGAGUGGCGUGAAUGGGCUCUUCUUGAACGCAGACGGCAGCUUGGUGCUUAUCAACAAGAGAGGUCAGAUCAAAUGGACAUCAGGUUCUGGUCAAGAGUAUGAGUAUAAAUUCGAAUCAUAG